AUGAAGAAGGUGAAGCUAUCUUUGAUAGCUAAUGAAAGAUCAAGGAAAACAUCCUUCAUAAAGAGGAAAGACGGGAUUUUUAAGAAACUCCACGAGUUGUCAACUCUGUGUGGUGUCCAAGCUUGUGCUCUCAUCUACAGUCCAUUCAUACCGGUUCCAGAGUCAUGGCCGUCAAGGGAAGGUGCUAAAAAGGUGGCUUCAAGGUUUCUGGAGAUGCCGCCGACAGCCCGAACCAAGAAGAUGAUGGAUCAAGAGACUUACCUUAUGGAGAGGAUUACCAAAGCAAAAGAGCAACUAAAGAACCUGGCUGCUGAGAACCGAGAGUUACAGGUUAGACGAUUUAUGUUUGAUUGUGUUGAAGGCAAAAUGUCCCAGUAUCAUUAUGAUGCAAAAGACCUUCAAGAUUUGCAAUCUUGUAUAAAUCUAUAUCUCGAUCAGCUUAACGGAAGGAUCGAGUCCAUUAAAGAAAAUGGUGAGUCGUUGUUGUCUUCCGUCUCUCCUUUUCCUACUAGAAUUGGUGUUGACGAAAUUGGUGAUGAGUCAUUUUCCGACUCUCCUAUUCAUGCUACAACUGGGGUUGUAGAUACUCUUAAUGCUACCAAUCCUCAUGUUCUUACGGGCGAUAUGACUCCUUUUCUUGAUGCGGACGCAACUGCGGUAACUGCUUCCAGUAGAUUUUUUGAUCAUAUUCCAUAUGAAAAUAUGAAUAUGAGUCAAAAUCUGCAUGAACCGUUUCAACACCUUGUUCCUACUAACGUUUGUGAUUUUUUUCAAAAUCAGAAUAUGAAUCAGGUUCAAUACCAGGCUCCUAAUAAUCUGUUUAAUCAGAUUCAACGAGAAUUCUACAACAUAAAUUUGAAUCUGAAUUUGAAUCUGAAUUCGAAUCAGUAUCUGAAUCAACAACAAUCAUUCAUGAAUCCGAUGGUGGAACAACAUAUGAAUCAUGUUGGAGGGCGUGAAAGCAUUCCUUUCGUGGACGGAAACUGCUACAACUACCAUCAACUACCAUCCAAUCAACUACCAGCCGUUGAUCAUGCUUCCACCAGUUACAUGCCUUCCACCACCGGUGUCUAUGAUCCUUACAUCAACAAUAAUCUCUAAUCACAAAAGAGGGAGAAGAACUAGUCUAAGUGUUCAAUUGUUUGUAUUUGUGUUUUCUUCAUUUCGAAAGACAAAAACUAAUGUUGUUUAUUAAUAAUGGUUAAAGGAUCUCUUUUUAACUUAAUU
Molecule: messenger RNA, 1227 nt
Organism: Arabidopsis thaliana (thale cress)
Lineage: Eukaryota; Viridiplantae; Streptophyta; Magnoliopsida; Brassicales; Brassicaceae
Gene: AGL36
Product: AGAMOUS-like 36
Exons: 1
Coding region: 1-1101 (366 amino acids)
Biological process (GO): positive regulation of transcription by RNA polymerase II
Cellular component (GO): nucleus
Molecular function (GO): cis-regulatory region sequence-specific DNA binding; protein dimerization activity; DNA binding
Source: RefSeq, marked reviewed